GGAACACUGGCGAGAAGAUGGGACGCGAAGGCGAGGAUGUGCGCCGGUCGUAUGUCCUUCAGCUGCUCGAGUCGAUGUGGCGCGAUAAAGGUGCUGACGUGAAUCAAAUCCAUGACGACAAAGCCCUCGCGUCGUUUUUGGACGACACAGCCUGCGGUUUGCUCCAAGUACGUCUGGGUGCCGACAAGAAGAUGUCGUUGUCGACGUCUGUUCAAUGGGACGACAAUAAUAACGCAGCGGAGGGUGUGUCCCAGGCUGUUUUGCUCGUCAAAACGCUGCCGCAACCGCUCACUUCAGACAAUCUGUCGACGAACAUUCAGGUGUCGUCGAUGACAAACUCUCCUCUCUACAGCUUGUUUCAGUCCGUGAAUAAAAUCUACGCUCCGCUUCUGCUGAACGGCGGCAGCGGAAGUCUUUCUCAGAAGCUCAAGGACGUUUUGCUCGAGCUCGACGCCGGACUCCAGACUACGGUGCGAGAAAAGGGAGACGAAAAAGGUGGCGACAUCAGCUUGUUUGGUAUUGUGACUAUUCAAGACGAGGUUCAGUUUUGGGAAAACCACAUGACGGGCCGCGAUCGCGAGCGCAGCUCCAAGUUCACGAGCUCGCUCGAUGCGAUUCAGUCGCGAUACGGCACACUGGACGCGUUGUCUUUCGAUGACAUGUCGGAACUCCUGGACGACACCAACAACACGGUGGAUGAUAUUUGGCGCGCCGAUUUGGAAGGCGCUGCGCAGUACCCUCAAAAGCGCAUGGUGCACUUCUUUGGCCUCGUUGACCACGCUCUCAACAGCUUUAUUGUGCUUAAAGCUGGCGCGCUGAACGUGUGGAAAGGUCCGUACCACGCGGUACAAGUUGCCCUGACGCAGUCGAUCUUGCUGUGUGAAAAGUGGAUUGAGCAUAUGGAGCAACUCACAGGGACGUUCUGGCCGUCGUAUGCUGAGCACCCCUGGGAUGGCCGCCCCCACAACGACGUGAUCUUGCCACCGCUCAUGAAGCGCCUGGAAGAAGUGCUUCGCGUGCGCACGACAUUCGAAGAGCUCAUGUCUCUGUGCAACGACAAAGCGCUGAACGCGUCGUGCUUUGAUGUGUUUGACCGCGUCCAGCCGCUCCAGUAUAACCCGUAUACGGUGAAGGCUUGGCAAAGCACAGUCGACGAGUUCGAGGCGCUGUUGGCGCCGAUGGAAGCGCAAGCAGGGACCAACUUGCGCGAGCGCAUGGCGUCUGUCUUGAGCAAGCCCACGACAGCACUGCGGUAUUUGCAGCAAUAUCGUGCGCUGCUCAAACGCCCGGCAAUCAGUCGCGUCUUGUCGGGCGAGCGGGAUACGCUCCUCGCCCAAAUCCUAGCCCAGAUCGACCAGCUCGGCAGCGAUUUUGAGACUCGCGCGAAUGAAGACGCGCCGUGCGGGAAAAAUCUGUCGUCAAAGGUCAACUACAUCGUGUGGGGUACCAUGCUCACGAACCGCAUCACGACCAUCAUGACCCUGGCGACGACCGUCCUUGAAGACUUGCCCGGAUUCCCCGGCUUACGUAAGGCCGGGGACCAAAUGCUCCAGAAGAUUCAUGGCACCAUUACCGAGCACAUUCGGUCGUGGCAAGACGAGGUCGAAGAGAACUUGAGCUCGACGGAGUCAUCGUUGAAACUCAGUGGUCGUCUCAUGGAGAUCGACAAAUCUGGGCUCCUAACAGUCAACUACAGCGAGUUCCUGGUCACGCUCUUGCGUGACGUUCGCCAGCUGACAGAGCUCAACGCAACGGACCCCGGCAGCAAGCACCAUCCGCCGUGGGUGCCACCUCGCGUCCUCCAAGUGGCCCUCGAAGCGGAAAAGUACUACCGAUACGGCGUCACGUUGAAGAAAGUUGCCAAUUUUUACAACAACAUGGAGAGCCAAAUCAUCGACGAACAAAAGCCGAUGCUUCUGGACGCUCUCGUCGCGUUCGAGGACAUCGUGCGCCGCCCGGGGGUCAAGCAAUCCUCGACGUCGACAAAAACGUCAAAACCCAAGCAGGUCGAUGUGACCUGGAACAACCUGGACGAGUGCGAGGAGUAUGUGCGGCAGCUGCAGCAAGCGGCCGACGCGCUCUCGGUGGAGAACCGCAAGCUGCGUCGAGCCCACGACAAGGUGGCUGAGGAGCUCGUCGUCCUCAUGGACGUUGACUUGCUGCGGUACCCAGAGAAGUGGAAAGAUAAAUUCGACUCGAUCAAGGCGUUUGUGACGACGUCCAUUAAAAAGUACGACGCGACGCUCACAAAAAAGUGGCUGCUCUUCUGGGACCACCAGUUGUACAAGGUCCUGGAAGCGGGGUACCAGAUCGGCCUUGAAAGCCUCAACGAGAAUCUGCCGGAAAUCAAAGUCGAGCUCGUGUUUCCGCAACGUGGCCCGCUCGCGUUCAAGCCACCGAUCGAAGAUCUGCGGGCCAACUACUACAAAGCCAUGAAAAAGUUCAUCGGGCGUCCCGCCAUGUUCAAAGGGUUUGCCAACCCGUCCGUGUUUGCUUCAAUGUGCGAUAUGAAUGCCGCCAACAUUGUUCAGGUGUACAAGAACGGGGAGCUGCUCUUCGCCAAGCUGGAGGCCGUGACCAAGGACUACGACGCAUGGACAUAUCUGACGUGCGCGACCGACCUGGACGCGAUGCUCGACAGCAUGCUGACCGACGUCGCGGACUGGGACAUGAACCUGAAGACGCUCAAGGCCAAGCGCAAGGACAGCGACAAAAUUCCAGACUUUGUCAAAGUCGACUGUGUCAGCGUAUCACUUGUCCCGUUCAAGUCGAGCUUGGACGAGUAUUUGAGUCGGCUACAGGACAGCCUCCUGUUGAGUCUUCGAAAGAGCCUGACGGGCCAUCUCAAGCACGUUGAGGAGUUCCUCGACACGUCCAUGGACAAGCUCAACAAGCGGCCGCACAGCAUUGAAGAAAUCGGGCUCGCCAAGAACGAGUGGAAGGUGAUCGAUGGCCAAAAGGGCACGUUCCAGGCGCUGGUGCAAAAGGCGGAGAAGAAAAAGACGCUCCUCCUGAGCUCGGCGGGCGGAAGCAUCGACACGAGCGACGUCGUGUUUCGGCUAUCCCAGAUCCCUUCCAAGUGGGAAAACUUUGACAUUGCGCUGGAAGCGUUCAACGAAAUGAUCGAAGAGCAGCGGGAGAGCCUCAAGGGCGACAUCGAAACCAAGAUCAUCGAGUGCAACCAAGAGAUUGAAAAGUUCUCGCAGCGGUGGAACACUCUCAAACCAACCGAAGUCUCGACGUGGGAUGACAGCUCGGUCAACAAAAUUUACGAUGCCAUCGUCGAGUGGCGCGACCAGUUCAACGACAUUGUCAAUCGAUCCAAGGUGCUUGUCGACAACUGCACGACGUUCCAGAUGCCAUUGCCGCAGUUUGACGGCGUCCCGGCGCUCGAAGCCGACAUCACGCGCGUGGAAGUCAACUGGUCCCUGUAUAAGGAGUACAACGCGGAAAUCGACGCGAUGGCCAAGAACGACUGGAUCACGUUUCGAGAAAAAAUCUUCGACUUGGCGGACGUGGCGGCCAAGUGGGCCGACAAACUCAAAGCGAUGGAGCAUACGGGAGUCGUGGAUCGAAUCUUGGACCACUGCGGACACAUCAAGCGCGCGAUGCCAACGCUGAAGUUGUGUCGGGGGGAUCCAUUCAAGGAAGAGCAUUGGACACAGCUCUUCCACAAACUCGGCCUGGCCAAGGGCGUCUCGCUGGUGCAGUUGACCGUGGGCCAUUUCUUGCAAUGCCUGGACGUGCUGGAAGCCCAAGCUACCCUUCAAUUCGUCAAAGUCCUUCAUGCCCGCGCUCAAGGGGAAGUCACCAUUCGCGAUGCAUUGCAAGAGCUCAGGGCGUGGACUCAAACGGCGGAGCUGUCGCUGCUGCAGCACGAGCAAGACGGCAAAACGUGCUGCAUCAUCAAGGAUUGGAAAGACAUUACGCUCCAACUCGGCGACAACCAGUCGCUGUUGGCUUCGCUCAAGGAAUCGCAGUUCUUCAAGCCAUUUGCCGACCAGGCGAGUCAGUUCGAGACCAAGAUGGCGCUGCUAGACCAGUGCCUCGUUCAGCUCAACAUCAUCCAGCGCAAGUGGGUGUACCUGGAGCCGAUCUUUGGCAAGGGCGCGCUACCGUCGGAAGCGACCCGGUUCAAGCGAGUGGACGACGAGUUUCGCGACAUCAUGGGGUCGGUCGAGACCGACCCGAAGCUAUUCAACUUGGCGGACGACAUGUUGUUCCCGCAGCUGCAGGAUCGCUUGACGACGAUGGUGGACCAACUGGAGCGAUGCCAGAAGGCGCUCGCCGACUUUUUGGAGGAAAAGCGGUCCCGGUUUCCCCGGUUUUACUUUAUCGGGGACGAAGACUUGCUCGAGAUCCUUGGGCAGUCGCAAAACCCGGCGGUCAUUCAAACGCAUUUGAAGAAGCUGUACCAAGGCAUCCACCGCGUCGAAUUCAGUGAAAAGAAGGACCAGAUCGUCGCCAUGUGCAGCAGCGCUCAGGAAAAGGUCCCGCUGAACUCGCCCGUCACCAUCACGAGCGCGGUCGAAGAGUGGCUCGAAGCGCUGACCGCUGAGAUGCGCAAAACGCUCAAGCUGUUGGUCGUGAAAGCAACAAACUCGGCCAGCCCAGACUACGCUGAAUAUCCGUCUCAAGUGCUGUGUCUGGCGGAGCAGAUCCGAUUCAAUUCGCAAUGCGAAGCCGCCAUCAAGAAUGGCACAGUGCCGGAACUCAAGGCGACGCUCCAAGACACGCUUCGCGAGCUGACAUCGUUGGACCUGAGCCAAGAACCGCUCAUGCAUCUCAAGGUGAAAGCGCUCGUGCUCGACCUGGUGCACCACAUCGACGUGUGCGAACAACUCGUCAACACUCGAUCGCUCACGGACUGGCAGUGGCAAAAGCAGCUCCGGUUUUACCUAGACAAGUCGCACCAGUGCGUGAUCAAGAUGAACGACGCCGUGUUCAACUACACGUACGAGUACCAGGGCAAUGCACCGAAGCUCGUCCACACACCGUUGACGGACAAGUGCUACUUAACGCUGACGCAGGGGAUGCACAUGGGCUUUGGUGGAAACCCGUACGGCCCUGCUGGGACGGGCAAAACGGAGAGCGUGAAGGCGCUCGGGGGCCAGUUCGGUCGCCAGGUGCUCGUGUUUAACUGCGAUGAAGGCAUUGACUUCCAAAGCAUGGGGCGCAUUUUCAUCGGGCUCGUCAAGUGCGGUGCGUGGGGGUGCUUCGAUGAGUUUAACCGUCUCAAGGAGGAUCAACUCAGUGCCAUCUCACAGCAAAUCCAGCUCAUUCAAGACGCCAUAAAGAACCACGUGACGUCGAUCACGCUGCUCCAUCGUCACGUCGACGUCGACUUUAAUGCCGGCAUUUUCGUGACACUCAAUCCGGCUGGGAAGGGCUACGGCGGGCGCUCGAAGUUGCCAGACAACUUGAAAGCGCUCUUUCGACCGGUAGCGAUGGGCCGACCGGACAACAACUUGAUUGCUGAAGUCGUGCUGUCGUCGGAAGGGUUCAGUGAGGCCAAGGACAUUGCGUCCAAGGUCGUUUCGUUGUACACACUGAGCCGACAGCUCCUCACGCCACAGCAGCAUUACGAUUGGGGCCUUCGGGCUCUGAAGGCGGUGCUCAGUACCGCGGGGAAGCUGCUGCAGCUCGCCAAGAAGCAAGUGUCAGGUCGCAUGACAGGAGCACAGGAAACGGAGAUCUUGAUCAAGGCCGUGCGCAUCAACACGCUGUCCAAGUUAACGUUUGGCGAUUCGCAACGGUUCCUCGCUCUCAUUGGGGACGUGUUUCCAGGCAUUGAGUCGGCCGACAUUUCUGGGGGCGAUCUCGAAGCGGCCAUUCGCGAUGUCAUGGAGAAGAAGCCGUUUUGCUGCCAAGUGGACGACAUUCAAAUUCGCAAGAUGCUCCAGCUCAAGGAAAGCUUGGACCAGCGCAUGGGAUGCGUCGUCGUGGGUCCGUCGGGAAGCGGAAAGAGCACGGUGUGGCAGGUCCUUCAAAUGGCCAUGGUCCAGUGCGGCCAGUUGGUCAAGACGUACGUGAUGAAUCCCAAGUCGAUGCCUCGCGAGCGCCUCUUGGGCCACAUGGACCUCGACACGCGCGAGUGGCACGAUGGUGUGCUGACAGAUGCGGCGCGAAAGGUAGUUAAGGAGCCUGAAACAACGCGGUCGUGGAUCGUUUGCGACGGCGACGUCGAUCCCGAGUGGAUCGAGUCACUCAACUCUGUCCUUGACGACAACCACUUGCUCACGCUCCCCAACGGCGAACGCAUCAACUUUGGACCGAACGUCAACUUUAUUUUUGAGACGAACGAUCUGCGCUUUGCUUCGCCCGCGACGAUUUCCCGCAUGGGCAUGAUCUUCCUGUCGGACGAAGACAUGGACAUGAAGCGGCUCGUGACCCAGUGGCUGAAAACGCAGCCGGACAGUGCAAACUUGUCCAAGUGGAUCGAUGAACUGUUUGUGCUAGCCAUGGACGAAAUCGCCAAGUUCGACAAAACGGUAGCCACGACCACGGUCGGGACCAUCAUGAACGGACUCUCCCACGUGUCGGGGGCAACGACCCGGUCCGAAUUCGUGGUUGCGCUGAUCCGAGGCCUUGGCGCCAACUUGUCACUGGCCCAUCGCGCCGUGUUUGCCAAGUCUGUCUUUCUCUUUUCCAACGAACGGCCGCCGGACAUAAGCGCUCCACUCGACUGCUUUUGUUCGGGAUCGACCUUUACAGCCUACGAGACGAAGCGCACGACUUACGACGGCAACUCGCCGACCGUAACCGCGACGUCUGUGAUUCAAACGAUCAGCAUGCAACGAGGCCUGCACACGGUGGCGCCGUGGGUGGACAGGAUGUCGCCUUUCAUUUUGGUCGGACCAGAAGGCGCGGGGAAGAACAUGUUAAUUCGCCAAGCGUUCUCGGCAGUCAAGGGCGCCAGCUUUAGCGUGUUGCAUUGCAAUGCUCAAACCACAGCUGACCACGUCAUCGCCAAGAUUGCACAGAGCUGCUCGCUGUUCUCGACCAACAAAGGCCGCGUGUACCGACCACGUGACGGCGACCGACUCGUGCUCUAUCUCAAGGACAUUAACUUGCCCAAGCCGGACCAGUACGACACGUGCAUGCUGAUAGCGUUCUUACAGCAGCUCAUCACGUUCGAGGGCUUCUACGACCCAAACCUUGAAUUCUUGGGCAUCGAGCGGAUUCAGAUUGUCGCGUCGAUGAAUGCUGCGACGACGGUCGGCCGGCACGUCCUGUCCACUCGUUUCACUGCGAUCGUGCGUGUGGCAUACAUGGACUACCCGACGGGCGACGAGUUGACUGCCGUGUACUCGACGUUCCUCGAGGCUGUGAGUGCGCUACAAGAAGCCCCCCAUCGGGAAAAGCUCGCCCGGUCCAUGGUCGAGCUCUACGAAAGCAUUCGAUCCAAGUUUAGUGUGGAUGACCACCGGCACUACCUGUUCACGCCGCGCGACUUGACGCGGUGGACAUUCGGUUUGCUUCGGUACGACUUGUCCGGCGAAGAAGUUCUCGAUGUGCUGGCGUACGAAGCGCGGCGCCUCUUUCGAGAUCGCCUCGUGGACGCCGACUCGAAAGCCAAGUUCGACUCGGCCCUCAACACGAUCUUAAAAACCCAAUGGCGCCACCACGCCAAGCUGCAAGAUGCGUACUUUACGUCACUCGGACAAAAGCGGCCGGACGACGAGCUCGCGCUUGUGCCCUUGCGACGGAUGGCCACGGACGACUUUUCCCAUGUUGUCGCGCAAGGCAUGGUCUUGUACGAGCGGGAAGAAAAGGAGCUCCACAUGCUGUUGUUUGACGAGAUUCUCGACCACGUCGCCAUCGUGGACCGCGUCCUGUCCGAGGCCGGUGGGUCCAUGCUCUUGAUCGGCCAGUCUGGCGUCGGCCGCCGCACUGCCACGACCUUGAUUGCCCACAUGCUGGGCUACAAGCUAUUCACGCCCAACCUGACGCGCAACUACAACUCGGGGGAGUUCAAGGUCGACCUCAAGACGGUGCUCCUCAGUGCCGGCGUCGAAGGUCAGCACACUGUGUUGUACCUGGAAGACCACCACUUCGUCGAGGACGCGAUCCUGGAGCUGACCAACUCGCUCCUGAGUGCCGGCGAAGUCCCUGGUCUGUACACGCACGAAGAGCUUGAGCCGCUCCUUGGUCCGCUCAAGGAGAAAAUGAUGGAGUCCACGAUUGCAUACCGCACGGUGUACGAGUUCUUCGUCGCACGGGUGCAAACUUUCCUCCACAUCGUGCUCGGGAUGGACUCGCGGCAUGGUCAGUUUGUCCGGCGAUGCGAAAGCAACCCGGCGCUGUACACGCGUGCCACGAUCGUGUGGAUGGGAGCGUGGAGCGCUGCGAGUCUCAAGAAGAUUCCCGAGAUGCUCCUUACGUCGUCCGAGCUCCUCCACGACGAAGUACAAAAGGUGCAUUUGCUCAACAUGGUGCACUUGAUCUAUGAAUCCGUUCAAGCCGACGGCGCGACGCCGCGCGAGUUCAUCAGCUUCCUCCAGACGUGGCAAGUGUUGUAUACGGAGAAGUCCAAGCAGCUCGUGACUGAAGUGAAGCACUUGAAGAGUGGGCUGUCCAAGCUCGUCGAGGCCAGCACGACCGUCGACGACUUGAGCCGAUCGGCUGGGAUCAAGAAAAAGGAGCUCAGUGCCGCGCAAGUGAGUGCAGACGAAGCGAUGGACGAAAUUAAGCGCGCAUUGGAUCGUGCGUCGGGGAAUCGCCGCGAAGUCGAAGACCUCAAGAAACAACUUGCCAAAGCAGAGGAAGCGACGAAUGCGCGGAAACGAGAGAUUGAAGACGAGCUGAGCGACAUCACGCCCGUCCUCGAGUCCGCCAAGCAGGCCGUCGGGAACAUUAAGAGCGAUAACAUCAACGAAAUCCGAUCGCUCAAGAUGCCACCGGAGCCAAUUCACGACGUCUUGUCCGCUGUGCUCAUGCUGCUCGGGAUCCAAGACACGUCGUGGAACUCGAUGAAGAAAUUCCUCGGGAAUCGCGGCGUGAAGGAAGACAUUCAGAACUACGACACACGCCGCAUCACGCCCGACAUUUCCAAGGCUGUGACCAAACUUCUCAAGGCAAAAUCCGCGUCGUUCGAGCACGAAAACAUCUACCGUGUCAGUGUCGCGGCGGCCCCGUUGGCGGCGUGGGUGAAAGCCAAUAUGAAGUACAGCAUCGUGAUCGCCAAGAUCGAGCCGCUCGAGGCCGACCUGGCUGAAGCGAAGCGGUCACUGGAAGCGUCCCAAGCGCGUCUGCUCUCGUGCGAAAGCGAGCUCAAGGCAAUCGACGUCAAAGUUGACGAAAUGAAACAUCUCUUUGGGGAAAAGACCAAGGAAGCAGAAAUUCUCCGUGUCGGCCUUGAAAGAGCCGAGUCGACGCUGCAAAAGGCCCAGGGGUUGCUGGGAAAGCUCGGCGGCGAGCAAACGCGGUGGUCCGCGCAGGUCAAGGAGCUCGAAACGCGUGUCGUGGAGCUCCCGAUGAAGCUCUUGAUGGCGUCUGGAUUCACGAUUUUCCUCGGGCAGUGCUCUGAAACCAAGCGGAUGGCCGUGUCCAAGACAUGGGAUGCUGCCAUGGACUCGGCCACAACGUUCGAGUACCGAAAGCUCAUGAGCUCCGAAUCAGAGCUGUUGACGUGGAAGAGCAUGGGUCUUCCCGCCGACAACCUCAGUAUGGAGAACGGCCUGGUUGUGCAUUACACCAACGAUCGCACCCCAUUCAUCAUCGAUCCGGCAAAUGCCGCGACUGGAUGGCUCCAAGCCCACCUCGCCAAGGACACUACGCGACCGCUGUCUGUGGUGCAGUCGCAAGAACCUCGGUUUGUGUCGUUCGUGGAGCAGGCUGUGCGUUUUGGGAAGACCCUUGUCGUGCUCGAAGUUGACUACGUCGAGCCGUACUUGUUUCCAUUGAUCCGCCGGGAUUUGACGCACCAAGGCCCGCGGUUUGUCGUCCACUUGGGCGACAAAGAUAUCGACUACAACGACAACUUUCGCAUGGUGCUCGUGACUCGGAAUCCUGAUCCGGAGCUUCCUCCAGACGCGCGCGCAAUCGUGAACGUGGUGAACUUUACCGUGACGAAGUCGGGGUUGGAAGGGCAGUUGCUCGGAGUGACGAUUCAAAACGAGCAGCCUGAGCUCGAAGCGCAAAAGAGUGAGCUCCUCCGCAGCGAAGAAGAGUUCAAAGUCCAGCUGGCCGCACUGGAGAAGCAGUUGCUGGAGGCGCUGGCGACGUCCGAAGGCGAUAUCCUCGACAACACGACGUUGAUCGAGAGCUUGACGCGAACCAAGGCGACGAGUGCCGACAUCGAGAGCGCUUUGAAAAAGUCGGCGGUCAAGAGCGAAGAGCUCGACGAGCAGCGAGCGAUCUACGCUCCUUUUGCACGGGACGGCGCGCGACUUUUCUUCCUCGUCAAAGCGCUGCACAGCGUCAACCACAUGUAUCGGUUUUCGCUCGCGAGUUUCAUCGCGCUGUUCCGCGCGACGUUGACGGCCAAGAUGGACGUGAGCAACGUGAAAGACCGCAUCAUGCGGCUGUCGCCAAUGCUCGAGACAAAAGUGCUCAUGUUUGUCGGUCGAUCGUUGUUCAAGGAGCACCGCCCCAUGUUCGGUUUGCAUUUGAUUCAUGGCAUGCACCCCGACGCGUUUGAAGACAACGAGUGGGAGUUUUUCGUUGGCGACUUGCUCUCCGACAUCAAGAAAGAGUCUGCCUUGCCAGAUUGGGUCGCGCCCGACCGCCGCGAUAGCUACACCUUGUUUGUCGACACUUUUCCGAAACUCGCGUCGCAGUUGAAGUUUGACUCGUCGGAUGUGUGGUUGCGGUGGUCCAAAGCAAUCGAUUGCGAAGUUGCGUACCACCAAAAGGUUGACAAGGUCCUGAGUGCUUUCCAACGCGUACUCCUCGUGCAAGCGCUGCGCCCUGACCGCCUGCAAAGCGCGAUCCACGCCUUCAUUUGCACCAUCUUGAAAGUCAAGACACUCACGCCUCCGUCGUUGGACCUCAAGGACCUCUGCAUGACGGAAGCGUCGAAUGUGACGCCCGUCCUCCUCAUCACGACGGCUGGCGCCGAUCCGUCCAAAGAACUCGAGGAAGUCGCGACGGAAAUCGUUGGGCGCGAUCACUACUUUGAAGUUGCCAUGGGCGGCGGCCAGCAAGAAAAAGCGCUGGCGCUGCUGCGGUCCACGGCUGACAACGGCGAGUGGCUGUGCCUUCAGAACUUGCAUUUGGUCGUGGCGUGGCUGGUCGUGCUGGAGAAGGAACUGAACGGCCUCACACCGCAUCGCAAGUUCAGGCUAUGGUGCACGACUGAAAGCCACGACGCAUUCCCGCUCAUUCUCCUCGAGCAGAGCCUCAAAGUCACGUUCGAGUCGCCGCCUGGGCUCAAAAAGAACCUUCAGCGCACCUAUGCUACGUUUCAAAUCGAUGGCCCCACGACGCCACAGCGCAUGCAGUUGCUCUUCUUGCUGGCGUUCUUUCACUCGUUGCUUCAGGAACGCCGAACGUACAUGCCGCAGGGGUGGACCAAGUUUUAUGAGUUUAGUUUUGGGGAUUUGCGCGCCGGCUUGAAUGUCAUGGAGAGCUUGAGCCAGGCGAAAGACAUGGACUGGGACACGAUCCAUGGGCUUAUGGAGAACGCCAUCUACGGCGGACGCAUCGACAACCCGUACGACCUGCGCGUUCUUCGGUGUUACCUUCAAAUGUAUUUUGCUCACGAUGUGCUGAACGGUAAAACGUCGCUGUGCAAAGGCGUCAAGAUGCCGUCGACUGACCAGCGAGACGACUUCACCGCUGUCAUUGACCAUCUCCCCGAUCACGACCCUCCGCGCACGUUUGGCUUGCCCGACAACAUCGAGCGGUCCGUCCAGCGCACGGCAUCGUCCGCGGUUAUCGCGCAGCUUCGGACGCUGACGAGCAGCGAGCAGGCCAGCAGCAAGUUCGAUCGAGAAAAGUGGCGUGUGCUCCUUGGUCCGUUGAUUGAAAAUUGGGGCAAACUCACGUCGAGCUUCAACUUGGAUCAUCCCGCGUCGACGUCGGGUGGAAUACCCAAGGACAAGGUGCUGACCCCUGUGGAAGCGUUUGUCGCGAUGGAGAAUGCUGCCGCGACUGACUUGGCGUGGACGGUCAACCAGAGCCUGCAAAGCCUGAAGAAGGUCAUCUACGGUACUGGCCUCCUCACCCCCGCCAUCCAGACCAUCGCAGCGGCACUGCUCGUCGGCCAAGUUCCAUCGGAGUGGAGCAAUCGAUGGGAGGCGAGCGAAGUCGUCCAAGUGUGGUUGCGGUCACUCGCGUUACGGAAACGCGCGCUCAACGAAUGGAAAGAGGACUGCGCGAAAGGCACGUUGCUUAGCCGGCCCCUCGAUCUCUCCGACGUAUUGCAACCAGGGACAUUCUUGAAUGCAUUGCGCCAACAAGCUGCGCGAGCACUCAAGUGCUCGAUGGACGGGAUGAAGCUCAUGUCGUGCUGGGAGAAGGACAAAACGACGUCAGGGACGACAGAGUGGUUUGCCAUCGGCGGCAUGCUGCUGCAAGGCGCGUCCUUUGAAGGUGGCACGUUGCAAGAACCCACAUCCGACGGCCAAGAACUCAUAUCGGUCCCGACGUGCUACGUUGCGUACACGCGAGAAGAAGAACGAGAGCCGUACGCCAAGGACACGUUCAUCAAGGUACCUCUGUACUACUCGACGUCGCGAGAGCGCAUGCUCGUGGAGAUCUCAUUGCCAGUGUCGGGUGACCCGUCCCGCUGGAUCAUCGGCGGGGUCGCCCUGUUCCUCGGAGAGUAGCUGGCCAUGUGGGCUUUCAUGUUCGGUGUCACGUCAACGCGUCAUCAUGUUUCAUGGAAUUGGGGAGGGGGAAGUACUCCUGGGAAAAACCUUGCUGUGUGACAAAGUACACGUACAUCCUUUGAAUGUACGAUCCUUGUUCGAUUAGAACACACAGCUUGAUAGUGAUAUUCAAUGUAUGGAAUGUACAAUAUACAAUGUCGUUUGUACGUUGUAUGUGACACCAUCCUUG
This is a messenger RNA of Aphanomyces invadans, 13005 nucleotides long. RefSeq lists its product as hypothetical. The record is from RefSeq and is a predicted model, not a curated record. The transcript has 5 exons. Gene Ontology annotation, molecular function: ATP hydrolysis activity; minus-end-directed microtubule motor activity; dynein intermediate chain binding. Lineage: Eukaryota; Oomycota; Saprolegniomycetes; Saprolegniales; Verrucalvaceae. Gene Ontology annotation, cellular component: dynein complex. Bases 18 to 12773 code for a protein of 4251 amino acids. Gene Ontology annotation, biological process: microtubule-based movement.